CAUUUUGGGAGUCAGGGUAUGAGAAAGCGAGUGAAAAUCACCACGGGUCCACGCAUUUUGUGGCCCUAAUAUGGUUCACACGUGCGUGGUGGCUGGCUGUCGGAACAGAAGAACCCCCGGGACCGCUCUGUCGUUUUAUCGCUUUCCUCGCGACCCAGAACGGAAACAGCGUUGGAUAGCCGCUGUGAAUAGAGAGGGCUGGGUGCCAAACGACGGCAGUAGACUGUGUAGUACCCACUUCAUCUCAGGUAAACAAGUGAAGAACCCCAGGUCUCCAGAUUAUGUUCCGUCAGUCUUCUCUUCCACUACUCCCUUGUCUGACAGCAACAUGAAGGAGGCCAGCACGUGUGAGAUGUCCGACAAGCAAGAGGCCCAGGUGGAGGCUGCCAACGCUCUGCUCUUCCUCCAGGGCCAGGGUCGCUUCUCUGGGGGCGAGCAAGCCCAGCACCAAGAACGAAACUCGGACGGCAAUGACGCUGAGGAGGCCGAGACCACGUCAUCCUCCAUGAGCAGCGAUGAUGACGACGACGAUGACGAGGAUGAUGACGAAGAUGAAGAGGACAGCGAUGACGAGACGGGCCAGAUGACCGACUGUCCAAAGGCCAAAGUGGACAGCCUUUGCCCCAACAGGAGCGCUGCUCCGUCCUCCUGCCUCGUGGACUAUGAGGCCAGCCUGAAGGCCCUGCGGCGGGAGAACCGGGCGCUGAGGGAGUCCAUGGAGAAGAUGUCCCUCACGGAGGCGUCCCUGCGCAACGACGCCGAGAAGGUCAGCUUCUACACGGGGCUCCCCAACUACUUUGUCUUUGAGACGGUCAUGUGGCUCCUGGCGCCGCACAUGAAGGGCGGUGAGAAGACCUCCACGCUGACCAAGUUCCAGCAGCUGCUACUGACGCUCAUGCGUCUCCGCCUGGACCUGCGCAACCAGGACCUGGCCUACCGCUUCGGGGUCAAGGUGGCCACGGUGACCCGCACAGUGCACCGCGUCAUCAACAUUAUGUCCGCCACCCUGGUGCCCACCGCCGUCUUCUGGCCGUCCCGCGCCGAGCUGCGGAAGAACCUUCCGGCCGCCCUGAGGGCCACGCACCCGGACUGCGCCGUCAUCAUCGACUGUUUUAGGGUGUCGCUGGAGAGGCCGCUCGAACACCACCACCACCCCCACACUACAACUACUGCUGCUACUGCUGCCGUUUCCACCGCCACGGGGGAUGAGAUGCACUACUCUGCGAGGGCGACCAUGGGGGGCGCCAGCGAGCUGAAGUACCUGAUCGGCGUUGCGCCGCAGGGCGUGGUGACGUUCGUGUCGCGGGGCUCGCCGGGUGGCGUGAGCGACAAGUGCCUGGCGGAGGGCUGCGGCUUCCUGUGCAAGCUGCUCCCCGGCGACGUGGUGCUGGCACACCACGACCUGGACAUCGGCGAGUCGGUGGCGGCACGCGGUGCCCAGCUAAAGGUCACCGGGUCACGGUCUGGUCAAGGUCACUAUAGCCAUACCCCGACUCACACCACCCACACCCACGUCGAAGGUUACCCAGAAUGCAGCCGCGUCCCCUGGGCUGCAGCCACCGGCGUUGCCAGCAACAACAACCACCACCACCAUCACCUCCAUAGCAGCAACGGCUUGACCCCAGACAGACUGGUCGUCCACCAGCAUGUGGAGAAGGUCAUCUCCAUGGUGAAGAAGCGCUACGCCAUCCUCACGGGCCCCGUGGAGAGCCCCUUUGUCACCACGGUGGACCGAGCCUCCCGCAUGACCACCUUCGACAAGAUUGUGCAGGUGGCCUGUGCCUUGAACAACCUGUGCAUCUCCGCAGCACCGCUGGAGUGACUGACUGACUGACUAAUUGGCUGAUGCUGUCUGUCUAUCAACUUGGGCUGCUUUUUUCUCCAAAAACACACUGUCACUACACACUACUACACACCACACUACUACUAAAGCCUAAGUACAUAAGUACUUAAGUAUGAGACUCCCCCCUAGUCAAUAUAGGAAUAGGCCACACAGCAUCAGUUAAGAUUUAUACAUACACUACUUUACCUUGCACGUGCACUAUGCGCAAGCAUUUUAUGAGCUUGUGCGAGGAAAUAGUACAUGUGUAGAUUUUAGUGGUAUGAUGCCUGAUGAGUGGUAUGAUUCAUGAUGUAUUGCCCAGGGGAUGCCGCAUACCUUAGUACUCACUCACUUAAGUGUUUUUGGGAGUCAUAGCUCAGGCCACAGUCUAGCCCAGACUUCCCCCCAGCACCACCCUCCUCCUCUUCCUCCUCCUCUUCCUCAUCCUUCUCCUUGGCACCAGUUCCUGUUACCUGCAUAUUCUUCCUGCAAACAAAGAGAGGCACUUUUGUGUUUUGAUGUUUUGUUAUCACGGUUCUUUUUUAAUUUGUUAGUUAGUUUUUGUAAUGCUGAACACACUCACGCACUCAUCUCUCAAACAUUUAAUGUUGCAUUAUCACAAGGUUUUUUGGGGGGGUUUGGGGGUUUUCAGCACUUGAAGGACCAGGCUAUCCACACUGUUGUGGUUCAGUGCAUGACAGUUAUUGGAUUGAGCACCACGCUCUACUGUAUCAAGUCAUAUUGUAGCUUUUUUGUAGCUGUGCCAGGGGCAGUACCACAGCUCAUGGAACUGAAAUAUGUACAAUUUUUUUUGUUUUUCGUCUUGUUUUGGGUUGGACGGGGACAUUCCAUGCAUACUUUGCAUUCAAACAGCCAGACUCUGCAUGCUGAAUAACAAGGGACACCUUCAACAACAGCAAAAGUGCUUUGGGCCAAAGCGCCUCGGUCUGUGAGGUCCAAAGACGAUGAUGAUGGUUGUGAUGAUGAAGAGGAUGGUGAUGAUUAGUGCAAUUUACCAGGGAGUAAAGUCUGGAUUUCAGCGGUACUCAGGUGCUAGUGCCUUAGGUUCUGUAAUGCUGAUGUAAAAGGUUAUCAAAAAAAAGGUUCACGUCUUUGAAAAGAUGAUGUAUCUUUUUUCUAUAUUAUAUUUUUGCAUCAAAAGCGAGAUCAUUGAGUGUUCUCUCUCCAAAUGCUGUCUUGUAUGUAACCAUAGAUAUUGCGCAAUUGUUAUUUACAACAAGCUUCUGCUACUGUUUUAAAGCAAGGCGUUUAUUACAAGGUAUUUCUGUUAUUUUUUUUACAGCAUCAAGUUUUGUUAUUACGAUAAACACUGAGUAUUUAAUCUCUUCAGAUGUAACAGCUCCUGUGUGUGUGUGUGUUUGAGAGAGAGAGAGAGAAUGAUUGUAUGUUGUGCAUGUUAUGGCACUUUGCCUCGAGGUUUUUCUUUAAGGCCUGUGAUUUCCAUGUCUGUUUGCAUGUUUGUCAAACUUUGUUUUAUAUUUUGUUAAUGACGAUACAAUGGACAAGCUGUUCAAACUUUAUAUGUCUUUUUUUGUCAACACUGACUCAAUUGUUCAUACUUUUAAGAUGGUAAACACAGCACACAUCUAUCUCACUUUUUAUGUUAUUAUCAAACUAUGUAAAACAAAAUUGUGCCAGAAGUACUGUUCAUCUUGUAUUUGCCAAGGUUCGAGGUUCUGUCAUGUACCAUCCUGGUUCGACGAGUAAUCAAGGCCAUUAAUAUCUGUCCAUAAACUGUUCCCCUCACA
Messenger RNA from Engraulis encrasicolus (European anchovy), 3591 nucleotides. RefSeq lists its product as uncharacterized. The record is from RefSeq and is a predicted model, not a curated record. The transcript is spliced from 2 exons. The coding region runs from base 71 to 1822 and encodes 583 amino acids. Lineage: Eukaryota; Metazoa; Chordata; Actinopteri; Clupeiformes; Engraulidae.